AUGUCCUUGCGUGCCGAGAUUGAUCCUAUGCAAUCCGCGGGGUCUCUGGAACAACUUCCACAAUCGGCAGAUUCAGCCAAAACAACGAGCCUUCGGUUACCAUCCGACGACCACCCUUCUACCCCUCGUAAGAGUCAUCCUGUUGGGGAGCCGUUGUCGCCCGCUUCCUACGCUGAGGCCGUGGCUCAUGAUACUAUCCUUGGUGAACUGUCUGUUGGUUCGUGUACUACCUUAAACUGUGGCCGUGGUUGCUGGUUCGCCUACUCCAGCAGAGGGUGUCGAGAAGGAGCUGCCUGUGAUAGAUGCCACCAUAGUGCUUGUGCUAUACCGGCUGAUGAGCAAAGGCGUCGUAACCGGAAGGAGAAAUCUCGUCAAAGACCUUCUAAGAAGAAGCGUUCUAAGGCCUUAGCCCAGAAAGUGGCCGCGAUGGAACAUGAACAAGAACAAGGCGUGAUUUCGGAGGAGAAACCUCAGCAACUGCAACAACAAGGGUCGCUGCUUCAAAUCCCUCCAGUGUGUGAUGAGAGACAGAAGGCUGAUAAUGGUCCUGAUCGCGGAGUGGUGACUUCAACAAUUAGAGUGUCACCAACGACUUGUACUGCUGUUGGUGACUACCGUACUAGCAAAUACACCACUUCGCCCGAGGAAUCUUGCAGGGUCUAUCCCCGUCCUUCGACACUCUCUUCAUCUUCCAUUGGUGGUGUGUCAGCUGCUACAGCUAGCUCGGAGUCUACUACUGCGACAGGCAGAAGCAGCCGUAGCCUAGUGUACUCGAGUCCUGUCCGUUGUACCAGUGGUGAUCUACCUUUUACGGGGUAUUCUUCUAUGAAUGUUACUGCUUCUUCUGAGUCUACCAGAGAUAUUUACAAACUGAAACAACAGAGAGCGCCGACCCCCAAGCUCAAUGGCACUCCUUUUGGUUUGUCCUAUGUCGAGGCCGCUUCUAACGCUAUAGACGGCUAUUGUGAUGUGGUCACCAAUGACUACCGCAGUAGCAUGGGGAAGUCAAGCAGCGACCAAUUGCCCUGCAUGUUCGAGGGGUGGGCCGGUCUUAUUGACGCUUUGGAGAAGACAUUCGGCCUCUCGGGCCCUGCCUUGGGCUACGGAGUCUCCCCAAUGUCGCCCAAUUAG
This is a messenger RNA of Perkinsus marinus ATCC 50983, 1131 nucleotides long. RefSeq lists its product as hypothetical. The transcript has a single exon. The record is from RefSeq and is a predicted model, not a curated record. The coding region runs from base 1 to 1131 and encodes 376 amino acids. NCBI's taxonomy places the organism in Eukaryota, Perkinsozoa, Perkinsida, Perkinsidae.